Cuscuta campestris is the source of this 1573-nucleotide messenger RNA. NCBI's taxonomy places the organism in Eukaryota, Viridiplantae, Streptophyta, Magnoliopsida, Solanales, Convolvulaceae. The record is from the annotation of a GenBank genome assembly.
AUCUAAUGGGGGAUGUUGCCAUUGUGGAUGCUCUUAGGAGUACGAUGUUUCCUAAUUACUUCUCCCUAUAAUUAAAAGAUUUUCUAUUCCAAAUAUAGAAAAUUAAGCUACGGAGGGAGGGCCUCUCUAUGGCGGCGAAGUACGGAUCCGGAUUGGGCAGCAGAAUCAGAAUCUAUUACGAAACUCGAGUUUUCACACAGGAGAAAGUCGACGGCGGCGGAGGUUCCUCCUUGAAUGCAGCAGCAGCAGCAGCCCCGAUCGCCGCCGCCUCAGCUCCAGGUACGCCACCAUCAUCAUCAAUUGUGUUCAAAGUGCACUGCAUCAUGAGAUUAAGCGUGGCAGCAGGAGACCCCACGAGGGAGUUCCUGGAGGUGAAGGAUUGGCGGGACACAAGGCACUCAUCCAUUGACCUUCCUUGCUCUACAGACGGAUUAUUUAUUGAUGAUACCAAUCAUAAUCAAAUAAUCUCUGAAGCCCUUACAGUCCUUAGGGUUCUUAAAGAAUCCCACAAGUCCAUCAUCGACCAACUUCGCCAGGGGGCUGCUUCCCUGGGCUUAGCUCCUAUCUUCAUGGUAGAAAUCUGCGAGGUGACGCAUGCCACACUCCCAGUUAUAAGGGAAGAUGGAAAAAGAUUCAUUGAACAAUGCGAGGAGGACGAUGAAAUUGUUGACCAGGACGAAGUCGUCCCCUUCCCUGAUAAUAACGAGGAGGAGAACAAAAAAGAACCUGAUGAUGCAGAAUGUCUCAAUGCUCUCAAGAGAUUAAUUUUGGACGUAGGAGACAUUAAUGAGGAGGAUGAGGUAGCCAUAGUUGAUGAUUGGACCAAAAAAUUCAUGGAUAUUGUUUACAGGGUAACUGAUGAGGAGGAGAAAGCAGCAAAGGAGGAAAAGGAGGCAAAGGACGAAGAGGAGGAGAGGACUUGCCCCAUCUGUAUGAACAUAUUCGAACCAGACGAGAAGCGGAGUAAGAUGAUUUGCUGCCCUCAAGUUUUCCACUGCGAUUGUAUCUCGACGUGGCUCAAACGUGGCAAGACGUGCCCCUGGUGGCGUUCCUCUUUACCACUCGUGCUUCCGUCCGCAAAGGGCAUUAUUAAACGAAAUGAAUCAGAAUAUUUUGUUUGCCCUGUUCAUCCUGGAGUUUCUCCAUACUUGGUAGAACGUUCUGUAUGGAGCAAGGAAAUAUUACAUGCUCUCGGGUGUGAGUGUGGUUGUCUCUCACGCGUGCCUGAUGUAAUAGUAGUUUAGCAUCAGUUUGUUUCAACUAGGUGGAGGCUAUCGCUUCACUUUUUCAAAGUUGGGUUGGAUUAGUAGAUUUUGGGUUUUUUUUUAUGUUAAACAAUGUUAUAAUUUUUUAAAUGGAAAACCAUGAUGCAUAUAAACAUUAAUUUGCCAUCAACAAGACAUUGCCUUUUGUGUUGUGUUCAGAAAUGCUUGAAGUUUUUACUUGCAGGUGUAGCUUUUCUAAAGGAAAUGGGCAAAUCUUGGCCUAGUUGUAGCUUUUCACCUACAAUUUAUGCUGUUGAGUCGUUUUUAUUUAUCUUCUAGCCAUUUUCUAAUAUAUUAAUGCUGAAAGG